Messenger RNA from Daphnia magna, 1623 nucleotides. RefSeq names its product protein dimmed-like. Lineage: Eukaryota; Metazoa; Arthropoda; Branchiopoda; Diplostraca; Daphniidae. The coding region runs from base 147 to 746 and encodes 199 amino acids. The record is from RefSeq and is a predicted model, not a curated record. The transcript is spliced from 5 exons. Gene Ontology annotation, molecular function: protein dimerization activity.
GCCUCCUUUCCCUGGCGUCUAAGCUGCCAUAACCUGGUGAAAUGAGGUUCAGUUUGGUUCCCAAUAUUCUCGCGUUCAGCACGGAGCAGGUUUCUCUCUCCUGAACACUGUUGUUACACAUCUUAGCCGGAUUCUUAAUAUUAAAAAUGAUGAAAGCGAGAAAAAACAAUUACUCUAAUGCUUUUGAGGAUGAAUCAAGUCAAUCUACCUCAGACGACGAUGAGUUAAUGGACUCGGAGAGUGAGGUAAACACAGCUCUGAGGGACGACUCUCUGAAAGGAAGAAAAACCGCUGUGUUUGAGAAGCUGACGCAUAUUCCCAGUAAACCUAUCCAACCUCAAAGCCAAAUAUCAGUGACUAAGCAUGACAUCAGUACUGGUAAUAUAAGCUCCUCGGUUGAAUCGAAACGGAAACGACAAGGAGCUACAGCGAGAGAGCGAAAUCUUCGGCGUCUGGAAAGUAAUGAAAGGGAGCGACUGCGAAUGCAUGGCCUGAAUGCUGCGUUUGAGGAGUUAAGAACUGUGAUUCCUCACAUCCAAGUGGAAAGAAAGCUGUCGAAGAUCGAGACAUUAACGUUAGCCAAAAAUUAUAUAAUGGCUCUUACAAACGUGAUUUGCGACAUGAGAGGGGACAAAAAGCCUUAUAGUUUUUGGGACUCAACGUGUUUAAGAUAUUUGCACUUGGGACAACCCUCUUCCAGGACUUUUGGAAUCGUUAUCUCUUACGUUUUUGUAAAAAGAAUUUGAAUCAUACGCAUGAAUUCUCUUCGCCUGCACAUGACAAUACGGGAUUUUGAUUAUAUAACGCACGACACUAGUGUAAUUCUCACUGUUUUGCCUUUCCCAUUUCCUUACCCGAUUGAUAGUUGUUUGGCUUGCGUGCUUCCACGCCCGAAGAAACAGUUCUCAAUGCGCUUAUAGGCCUACACUGCUCUUUUUUUUACAAAUUAAAUCUAUGGUUUUGCUUGACAUUGCCUGCUCAAAAUAUCUGAAUUUGGAAAUUGGAGUCCCAGAAUAAUCCUUUUUCGCAUUUCAUGGUAACAUUUAGAAAUUUUGAGUUGGCUGUCAUGUUAACCGCAAUAAUUUAUUCAAAGGCCGAAAUUUGUAAAUAAGGUUAAAAUUAUUCCACUAAGAAAAGUAGACCCUACAGAUCAAUCGGGAAUCAACGAAUAGUUGGCUCAACAACAGAAAUAAAACCAAAACCCCGGGGUUUGAGGGAAUGUAACUCGGAUUUCUGUUUAGUUUUUAACUGCAGGAUUAAUUGUGGGGUUCAACGAAACAAAAAUGAGGCUUAUAAAAAUACUUUCUCUGCAUGCGGUUUUGUUAGUUUUCCCUCUUCUCCUUAUAAUCGAAGUAUAGAGUGCACCGGGUCCGACAAUGAGGCAAUUAGGCAUUCAUGCACUUUCUGAGAUAAAAUUUGAAUAGGCUGAGAAGAAUGACAUCUAGUUUAGUGGCAGAGUUGUUCUAAGACAUAGGAAACAGCAAGGAGAUGCGAACCGUCAAGAUGGAAAAACAAAAUAUACUCUUGUUAUAUUGGAAUGUAUAGAACAAGUGACUGACGCGUACCCCCUACUGUUUUGCGAACGCACCUUACUAUUUUAAGAGAGAAAUUGCGGUUGGCGGC